UUGAUAUCCAGUUACCAACAAAUUUUCAUCUAGUUGUUCUUAAACUUUUUUUUGUUUGCUUCUUCACUGCUUCGUAUUGCUCUUAUCUGUGCCCUGAUUUUUUCAUCAAUGACAAUUGAAACAGAAUCAAUGGAAGAAAAUGGAGUAGACAUCCAUGAAUCUGGAUCUAGACAUGCAAGCAAUCAAAGAUUAAUUUCAAAUUUUGAUUCAUUUGAUCCAUUGGUCUUACAAAAUUAGGAUAUUCCCAGAGUUAAUCUAGCUCAUUGUGUUCUCACUAGGAUGGAGAACUACACGCUCUAGAGUAAAUCAAUGUUAAUUGCACUGCUAGGAAAGAAUAAAAUUGAUUUUUUGGAUGAUACCUGCCGGAAUGACAUGUAUAAGGGGCAAAUGGCGCAUUAAUGGGAGUGUGUUGUCUUAGAUCAUGAGUUCAGUUUCGAAAGAUCUUGUUAAUGGAAUUGUCUAUUCUUCAAAUACUCACAAAGUCUGGGUAGAUCUCAAGGAGUGUUUUGAUAAAGUGAAUGCUACGAAGAUCUAUCACAUACACAAGGGAAUUGCGACACUAACUCAAGGUACUUCAACUAUCUUAGUUUAUUUUUCGCAAUUAAGUGAGCUUUGGGAAGAGUAUGAAUCCUUGGUACCACCUCUUUUAUGUUCCUGUGACAAAUCUCGUGAUUUCAUCACCAACAUAGAACAAUAGAAACUCAUGCAAUUUUUAGGUGGAUUAAAUGAAAAUUAUAACCAGUCAAGGAGUCAAAUUUUUAUGAUUCCGAUAAUACCUUCCGUGAAUGAAGCUUAUUCUAUGCUAAUACAUGAGCAAAGUCAGAGAGCACACUUAAAUAUGGUUGCACUAACUUCACACUCUCAGCCAGAAUAUGAAGAAGGAAAAUCUUCAUCUCUUGCAGCAGCUGCUAUAAUGCGACAUGGCUAUGACUUGAAACAGAAAUCAAUUUUACCUCCUCCAUAUGAGGAAGGAGAAUCUUCAGGAUCAGGUGCUGGUGGUGAUCAUUUCACAAGGAGUAAUAGUAAUAAUAUGCGGAUAAAGAAUAACUCCAAUCUUCAAUGUGAUUUUUAUCAUCUUAAGAGUCACAUUAGAAAGAAUUGUUACAAGUUAAUUAGUUAUCUAUCUGAUUUCAAGUUUAUCAGGAAUAAGGAGAGAGAACAAAAUGAUUUUAGAGGUGGAAAUUACCACAACUCAGGUUAUAGAAGUGCAAAUAGACAAAAGUCUGGUGGAUAUAGUGCACACAAUGUUAAUGUUCAUUGUCAUUAUGAUUUUGAGCAACAAAAAAAUGUCCAACAACCUAAUGUACAUUCAUCAAAGGAACAAGGUUUCACAAUAGAACAAUUCAAGAAGCUCCUCAACCUGAUUGAUAAACAGGGUUCUCUUGAGAGCAUAACAAACAUGGCAGGAUCUUUACACUAGCAAAGUGAAGGGGAUUGGUAAGGAAAAAGGAUGGACUUUACAUUCUCACCACCAAAUCACCAUCACCUGUCAUUUCCUCUAAAUUGCAAGAUGCUUCUAUCUGUCUCUCCACUCAAACUGGUUGUAUCAAGAACUCUGUAUGGUGUCAAAGGCUUAGUCAUGCACUAGUUCACAUCCUAAAUCAAAUACAUGCUAUUAAGCAUACUUUAGAUAAAUCUCAGAUUUGUAAUUGUCCUAUUUAUUCUAUUGCUAAACA
Molecule: messenger RNA, 1676 nt
Organism: Solanum dulcamara
Lineage: Eukaryota; Viridiplantae; Streptophyta; Magnoliopsida; Solanales; Solanaceae
Exons: 2
Coding region: 704-1420 (238 amino acids)
Source: RefSeq, a predicted model, not a curated record